This is a messenger RNA of Strongyloides ratti, 2244 nucleotides long. RefSeq lists its product as hypothetical. The transcript has a single exon. The coding region runs from base 1 to 2244 and encodes 747 amino acids. The record is from RefSeq and is a predicted model, not a curated record. Lineage: Eukaryota; Metazoa; Nematoda; Chromadorea; Rhabditida; Strongyloididae.
AUGAUUCCAUAUUUAUGGAAAAUUUUCAAAAUAUCUUUUACGAUAUUAUUUUUAUUUCUAUCAACAAUAAAUGGAAAUGAUCGUACAAAAAAUGCUGAUGGUAUUUCAUUUGUUGUUAAAGGAUUAGCUAAACCAUCUGGUUCUAGUUCACCUUCUCAAAUAACUAGUAGCGUUGGUGAUUAUAAAGAAUUUAUUGAAAAUAUUAAAUUUCACAAGACAACUUUAUUUAAAAUGAGAAAAAUUCGAAUAAAAAUGGAUACUUUUGUUGAUCAACAAGGAGUCAAAGUUGAGUUUAAAAAUUUUGAAGAUAAUUACUUAUCAAUAGCAAGAAAAAGUAAAUCUGGUCAAUAUGAAUUAGUAUCAGAAAAAGCUGGAGAUUUAAAAAUUAUUUGUUCUGUUACUAGAUGUGAACCUGGAAUUGUAUUAUUAAGUAAAGCUAGAUUAACUAAUUUAGAAGGUGUUACAACAGUCGACGUUGAAGGAGCAUUUUAUUUAGAAUUUUAUAACAAUAUACCAUAUAUUGCUAGAAAAAUUAAUACUAAAAGAAAUAAACCAUUUAUGUAUAUAUGUCCUGGACCAGCUUGGAUUCAUGGUUCAACAGAUUUUAAUUAUGAAAUACAUGAAGAUAGUCAGUAUUGGUUUGAAAUAAAUAACGGAAUAUCAAAUAUGAAUGAAAGAUAUCCACCAAAUAAUGCAUGGGAAAAUAUUAUGAGAUCAUAUGGCUCAAUAUUUCCAGUUCCAGUUGUAGGUGGAAUUACUUCUCCAAAAAGAAUGAUUUGUGGUACUAUAAAACGUUUCACUGAUAAUUCACCCAUUCUAGAAUGGGCAUAUGAAAUAAAUUAUAUAAAUAUUUCUCCAGAUCAAAUUGCUUUACAAGAAACGAUUAAUAAACAAAAUUCUAUUUUAAAAGAUGAUAUAAAUAAAGAUUUAUUUUGCAAUGGAGAUAAUUCUGCUGUCAGUUAUGUAAAAGUUGGUUAUUUACCAAAUUCACAAACAAAAGAUUUGUUAGGAAAAUAUGUAUAUGAACCAAGUAAAUCAUUAAGAUAUUUAUUUCAUGAUUAUCAUGUAAUAUUUUAUAAAUAUAACGUUUUAAAAAGAGAACUUGAAAUGAAGGAUGAAUAUCAUUAUGAUGGAAAUUCUGUUGAACCAGCUUGUAUUAAACAUCUUCUUCUUAACUAUACUGAUAUUGUUGCAACAAUGGAAGUAAAUCCCUCAAAAAGUAACAAAGAAUAUAAGAAAGUUCAAAUAGAUGGAAAAAGUACAAGUAUAUUUGAAAUCACUCAUUCAAGUUUUGAUAAAACAUUAUCAAAAAUUGAUAUACAAUGUAAAGUUGAAAGCAAUCCUAUUGGACUAAGUUUAGAUGAAGAAAAUAAAAGAAAAUUUAAUAGUUAUUUUAAACCUUAUUUUAGUUUAGGUUAUAAAAAAAUUGAUAAAACUGGAUAUAGUAUUAAUUCUACUGAAAAAAUGAUUCCCAAUGGCGUUUUACAUUUUAAUAAAUCUGAUUUUAAUAUUUAUGGUAUGUAUCAAUGUACUGCAAAAAAUAUUGAACAAAAUAUAAGAUAUUUAAAAAAUGAACCUGAAAUAUUUUUAAUUCUUCCCAAAAAUGAUAUGACAUUUAAUGUAGAAGUUGAAGUAUCUAAAAAUGGUUCUAUGAAUAAAGAAUGUUAUUUUGAAUUAGGAAUUUUUGCAAAUCUUUCAUCAAUUACAAUGCAACAUAAUGAAGCAAAGGUAACGGCUAAGGUUAAUGAACUUAAAAAUAAUGGAUACUUUGAAGUUAUAAAUGGAAAAAAAAAGUAUGUUCAAUUGAAGGGUGAUCUUAAAAAAGGUGAUACAUUAUUAUGUACAUAUAAAACACGUUAUAAUACUACACUUCAUACUAAAGUAGCAUUUCAUCAUGAAGAUGAUUUUAUAAAUAGUGAAGCUGCAAGUACUAAAACAAAAAAAAAUACUUUAAUUUUUGUAGCUGUAUCAAUAGUUUUGUUUCUUCUUAUCAUUGGAAUAACAAUUGGUGCUUUUGUAUUGUUAAGAAAAAGAAGAAGAAGAAAGAGACUUAGAAAUACAGGAUCAUUAGGAAGUUUAUCUACUACUGGUAAAAGAUCAAGGAGUAGUUUUUCAAAAAGUAAAUCAUCAAAUUCAAAAAGUAGAACAUCUCGUUACAGUAAAAGUAAAACUUCUAAAAGUUUAUCUAAAUCACAACGUUCCAAAAUAAGCUCUAAAUUAGUUAAUUUAAAUACUCAAAAUUGA